Molecule: messenger RNA, 3664 nt
Organism: Oncorhynchus mykiss (rainbow trout)
Lineage: Eukaryota; Metazoa; Chordata; Actinopteri; Salmoniformes; Salmonidae
Product: ATP-binding cassette sub-family F member 3
Molecular function (GO): ATP hydrolysis activity; ATP binding
Source: RefSeq, a predicted model, not a curated record
AUACCCAUAAUGCAUAGUUUGCGGACAUGCCUUGACGCACAUUGUGUGCACAUGCGCUGUUCUUGUGGAAGAGCCGGUGUAUCAUGGCGACAUACGUGGAUAUUCUGAAGAGCGAGUUUCCCGAAAUUGACACCGAAGUGUUCGAAUAUAUCACGGGUGUGUUGGACUGUGGAGGGGUGGAGUUUGAGGAUGGAGAGGAGGUGUAUGAUGCGAUUGGAGGGCUGUUGCAGGGGUCGUCGGCUGACUGUAAAAACGAGGAUGACAUUCGGGACAUCUGUCAGCAGAUGUUCAACACUCUUAAACUGAGUAACGGCCAUGCCGCUUCAAAGCAAGUGCUGCUCGACGCUCCGGUGCGGUUGUCUCAGAUAUCUGCAGAGUGUGUAUCUGUCACUAACGAUGUCCAAGGGAUCUGGAUGAUGAAGAGGGGCCAGAAUACAACUGUGGACGCGAGGAAGCUAGAGAAGGCCGAAGCCAAGCUGAAGCAAAAGCAAGGGAGAAGGAAUGAACGGGAUUCGCAAAAAACGACUAAUCCGCUGGUACUGGAGGAGGCAUCAGCCAGCCAGGCCAGUAGCAAGAAAGACAGUCGUGUCGACUUGUCCGGGAAGAAUCGCAGCUACGAUAUCCGCAUCGAGAACUUUGACGUGUCGUUUGGCGAGAGGUCUUUGCUGCAGGGGGCGGAGCUGUCUCUGUCAACAGGUCGCCGCUACGGCCUGAUUGGCCGCAACGGCCUGGGGAAGACCACGCUGCUAAAGAUGCUGGCGAGCCGCAGCCUGCGUGUCCCUGCCCACAUCACAAUCCUGCACGUGGAGCAGGAGGUCGCUGGAGACGACACAGGGGCACUUCAGAGCGUGCUGGAGAGCGACACGGUCCGGGAGGGUCUCCUGACAGAGGAACGCCUGCUCAAUGCGCGCAUAGCCAACGGAACUGCUGAAGGAAUGGAAACUGUUCGACUGUCGGAGAUCUAUGCUAAACUGGAGGAAAUUGAAGCAGACAAGGCACCUGCCCGAGCUUCAAUCAUCCUAUGUGGUUUAGGUUUUUCUCCUAAAAUGCAAACGCAGACCACCAAGGAGUUUUCUGGAGGCUGGAGGAUGAGAUUAGCUCUGGCUAGAGCUCUCUUUGCCAAGCCUGAUCUUUUGUUACUUGACGAGCCCACCAACAUGUUGGAUGUCCGAGCCAUUCUUUGGCUGGAGAAUUACCUGCAGACCUGGCAGACCACCAUCCUGGUGGUGUCCCACGACCGGAACUUCCUCAACGCCGUGGUGACUGACAUCAUCCACCUGCACUCGCAGCGGCUGGAGAGUUACCGCGGCGACUACGAGAACUUUGUCAAGACCAAAGAGGACCGCCUGAAGAACCAGCAGAGGGAGUACGAGGCCCAGUUUCAGUACAGAGAGCACAUCCAGGUGUUUAUCGACCGGUUCAGAUACAACGCCAACAGAGCGGCACAGGUGCAGAGCAAACUGAAGCUCUUAGAAAAACUGCCUGAACUCAAACCUCUGGAGAAGGAAACCGAAGUCACCUUAAAGUUCCCUGAUAACUUUGAGAAGCUGUCUCCCCCGGUGCUCCAGUUGGAUGAGGUGGAGUUCUACUAUAACACUGACCAGCGCCUCUUCACACAGCUGUCUGUGUCUGCAGACCUGGAGUCUCGCAUCUGCAUCGUGGGUGAGAACGGGGCGGGUAAAUCCACCAUGCUCAAGCUACUGAUGGGAGAGUUAACGCCUGUCAACGGCAUCAGACACGCCCAUCGGAACCUGAAGAUUGGUUAUUUCAGUCAGCACCACGUGGAUCAACUGGACCUCAAUGUGUGUUCAAUUGAGCUGCUACUCAACAAAUUCCCAGGUCGUAACGAGGAGGAGUACAGGCACCAACUGGGUGGCUAUGGGAUAACCGGUGAGCUGGCAACUCGGCCAGUGGCCAGUCUGUCAGGAGGGCAGAAGAGCCGGGUGGCCUUCGCUCAGAUGACCAUGCCUUGCCCAAACUUCUAUAUCCUUGAUGAGCCGACCAAUCACCUGGACAUGGAAACGAUCGAGGCGCUAGCGAAGGCACUCAACAAAUUCAAAGGUGGGGUGGUCCUUGUCUCUCACGACGAGCGUCUGAUCCGGAUGGUGUGCAGAGAGCUGUGGGUCUGUGAGCACGGGAACGUGCGGCGAGUGGAGGGGGGCUUUGACGAGUACCGGGAUAUCUUGCAGGAACAGUUCCGCAAGGAGGGCUACCUGUGAGGGACAGGAAGGACUUUCCAAAACCUACCACCCCAGGCAACUUGCCCAUUACGCCAUCUAUGACAGACAUGCCAAGUUACCAAUUGACUUCAACCCCAAUAACCUAAAGCCCCCCCACUCUCUAUUCCCCGACUGCCAAUCAUCAUCCUCCGAGUGAGAACUGAGUUUUACUGGCUGCUUUCCCAUCAUCCUCUCUGCUCCCCCACACCACCGUUUGUGUUUUGUUUGCCAUUUAGCUCGGCCCGGCAGUUCAAAGUGACAUACUCUUGUCUAUUGUCCUGAAGCAGGCAGGUUUUAGGCUACAUGGAGUGCAAACUGUGUCCAAAUGGAAUGUCAAUUGUGCGUGCACUCUGUAUACUCAACUGGCCUCCCCACUCCCAUCCUUCCUGAUCAUAAUAGUUGGAGCUGGUUUGGUUCACUUAACAUCAAGGAGGAUAGUCCAUCUUGUGAAGGUGUGGGUGCUGUACCCUUUAACUGUUAACCCCAUGUGGGCAGCCAUCUUGGAAUAAUGCUACAUCUUUUUAGCUCUUAGUAAUAUCAGUUUAGGGCCAAAUAUGUACAUCAGAAAAUUAACAAAAUUCUUGAUUUCUUAAUCCGUGUCGAAUAUGUGUGCAUGUGUUUUAUGUGAUUGAGUGGGACAGAGAGAGAGCGAGGAUACAUUUCAAGUGCAUAUGGAUUGAUUUUUCUCCUGAACAUGUGUGUUCUUGGAAGGAGAGGGAGCAUCUCUUUUGUCAGUGGAACCCGGGGUGAAGCUGAAAUGACUCCCUGUUCCCAACAUAGUGUAGUAUUUUGGCAACUAGCCAAAAUGGUGUCAUUUCAGACACCCCUGGUCUUGUUCAUUAGGCACCAAACUAAAUAAAACAGUCUGAAACAGGGAGGGAUUACGUGGACUUGUCCUAUAAGAAAUGCUCAUUUUCUGUUGCGUGCCCGAAUGAAGACAAUCCUGGAAACAUCCAUAUCUGUGUCAGCAUGGGAAACCACCAGCACAAAAACAAUUAUUUCUACAACAGCAGCAGCUGGCUCCAGGUCUCUCUGCUGCGUCUUCCCAACAAUCUCCAACCAAGUAAAGUAUUUAAGCAUAAAGGCACCAAGGGUUUGUGGUAUAUGGCCAAUAUACCACAGCUAAGGGCUGUUCUUACGCACACAGCCCUUAGCCGUGGUAUACUGGCCAUAUAUCACACACCCUUGGUGCCUUAUUGCUGUUAUAAACUGGUUACCAACAUAAUUAGAGGAGUAAAAAUAAAUGUUUUGUCAUACCCAUGCUACACGGUCUGAAAUAACACGACUGUCAGCUAUUCAGGGCUCAAACCACCCAGUUGAUUUAUCUAAGAAAUUCAGAAUAUAUAUAUUUUUAAAUCCUCCUGUUACAUUGCUAACUUAUAAAUAGGUGUUUUAAGAGCUAUUCAAUCAUAACUCCAUACUAAUAAAACAGCUUUAAUAAUCCA